CUACUUGAAGUCGAUCGCGUAUCACAUCGCAAACGAGCGACUUGAGCGCUUUUCGCAGUUUACUUCAGGGAAUGCCGUGUUUACGUUUCGGCUUGUGUGUUUAUGACGAGCGAUUCACGCGUUGUUGAAAGUAAGGGGCAGUUUAAAAUGUUUGCAUACGUACAGUCUUUGAGUUCUUAGGAACGAGAAUCCACGAGGACGCAAGGUCUUACAGAAACAACGUGAUUACGCUUGAUCUCGCGAAGGAUUUUGUAUUCCAGGAGGACUGUAAACAGAAAUAUAUUCGAGAAGCAAGAUUCAGUCUCAUGAGUGAUAACAAGCAAGGAUUUAUCGCAGUACAUGUUGGUGCUGGGCAGCACUCGGCGUCGCUCAAGGAAAAGUAUCAAAAGUUAUGUCGCGAAGCGUGCAAAGUGGGAACUCAAAGUUUGAGAUCAAAUGGCAAUGCACUGGACGCGGUGGUGGAAGCAGUGGUUGUACUGGAAGAUUCUCCUAUGACAAACGCCGGAUUCGGAUCAAAUCUCACGUUGAACGGAACGGUGGAAUGUGACGCGAGUGUAAUGGAUGGUAACAGUUUGCAGUACGGUGCAGUCGGUGCGGUUAGCGGGAUAAAAAAUCCUGUUUUGUUGGCGAAACGUUUGUGCGAACAGCAGUCCAUUAAGUUCGCAUACGGCAGAAUUCCACCUAGCUUCUUGGUCGGAAAUGGGGCGCACAUUUGGGCGAACGAGAUGGGCAUACAAAUUUUACCACCUGAACAAUUGAUAUCAGUGAGAUCCCAAAAGAUAUACAAGCAUUAUAAAAGAAAAGUAGAAGGCUGCAGUGCGGAGGCUCAAAAGUGUGCUAAGAAACGGAUGGAUACAGUGGGUGCAAUAUGCGUUGACGACAGUGGAAAUAUUGCUGCGGCCUGCUCAAGCGGUGGUAUAAUCUUGAAAUAUCCUGGAAGAGUUGGGCAGGCUGGAGUUUGGGGCUGCGGUACCUGGGCUUGCAAAGACACCUCGUAUUCGGUAGGCACUAGUACUUCAGGUUGUGGAGAACAUCUUGUGCGCACCUCGUUAGCGCGUACAGUUGCAGAAGCUAUCUCUGACACGACUUGCCCGACCACGAGUUUGCAUCGAGCGAUGAACGCAGAUUUCAUCGAUUCCAAAUUUCUCCGCGGACUUGAACAGAAGCUCGGCGGCGUCAUCGCCGUACGGUACUCGCAGCAAGAAGGUUCGGGCGACUUUCUCUGGAGCCAUUCCACAAAUUCUAUGAUAAUAGGUUACAUGAAUACAUGUGAACGUGCACCAAUGAGCUACAUGUCGGCCUUAUCAUCGCAUGAAGUAGGUAAGAAAGCUAUUGUCGAAGGUGUUUGUUUUAAGCUGACGGGACUUGAUAAAGUUUAAAAUUACAUACGUGUUCUCAAAUAUAAUAAGUUUUUCUAAGGAAUCGCUAUUUAUAAUGUAAAAUACUCUAUACAAAAUUUUUAUACAGAUCCAUGUUAAUUUCAUGAAAUAUAUAGAUGCUACCAAGUUAAAUAAUUUUCCAUGAUCACAAUUUUCUAUAGCAAGUAUAUUUUCCUAAAUUUUAUAUUAAAUAUUUAUAUAAAUAUUUAAUAUUUAUAUUAAAAAUUUUAUAUUACUAUUAUACAUAGACUUGACUAUAUAUUUCAUUGCAAAUCGUAUAAAUACAAUGAUAAUUAUUAACAUAUGUAAAUACAAUAUAUCCUGAUAACAAUUUAAUCUUUAGUUUAUACUUCAUAUCAAAUAUUUCACCUACUACUUUAUAUGUAUAAUACAGAUAAAAUACAUGUGUAUAUAAAAUGCCAUUGCAUCCAAUAAAGCCUAGAUGGAACUAAGGGGAGACAUCGAGGUCACGUUUUAAAAGAA
This is a messenger RNA of Vollenhovia emeryi, 1862 nucleotides long. RefSeq names its product threonine aspartase 1 (gene Tasp1). The coding region runs from base 306 to 1379 and encodes 357 amino acids. Gene Ontology annotation, molecular function: threonine-type endopeptidase activity. Gene Ontology annotation, biological process: protein maturation. The transcript is spliced from 10 exons. Lineage: Eukaryota; Metazoa; Arthropoda; Insecta; Hymenoptera; Formicidae. The record is from RefSeq and is a predicted model, not a curated record.